AUUUCAUGCAUUUCUUCGAGUGUAAGAACUCUAUAAAAGACUCAUUCUCACAUCAUUGGUUUGACCACAAUUAAUCCUACUCUCAACACACACAGAAAAAUGUUAAUGGCAAAGCUAGCCGUCCCUCUUCUAAGUCUUUUCUUCUUCCUAUCUUUUACCUCUUCUCAGGCAGCUCUUCCCCUCCAAGCACCGAUUCAGAAGGACCGCUCAACUAGCCAAUAUGUCAUCACUGCAUACCUACAAACCCCUCUCAAGCUCACCAAAUUGCUCUUGGACCUUGGCGCUACAUUCACCUGGGUAAAUUGCGACGACUACACUUCCUCGACUUACCAACAUGUCCCCUGUAACAGUUCCAUCGCUAGUUUACUUGGCGCUUAUACUUGCUUGGACCUUUGCGACGGUCCGCCAAGUCCAAAUUGUGGUAACAACUCUUUCCUCUUCCUCCCUGAUAACCCCAUCAAACCUGUUGACUACAGAAAAGUUAAUGGCCUCAACACUGCCCUUAUUGACUCCUUCGCCUUGCCCAACACUCAAGGUUCUCUUACUUUGAUCAACAACUUCAUCUUUUCUUGUGCUCGAACUGGUUUUCUCAAAGGCCUGGCUAAAGGUGUCACUGGCUUAGCGGCCUUGGGGGACUCAAAUAUAUCUAUCCCGAUACAGAUCAAUAAAGUCUUCUCUUCUUCUCCGAAUUGUUUUGCCAUCUGCUUGUCAGGAUCCAAAUCUCAACCUGGCGUGGCUCUUUUUGGUAGCAAUGGGCCUUAUAAUUUUUUGCCAGGGAUUGACCUCUCAAAAUCACUUCUUUACACUCCUCUCAUUUUGAACCCGCUUGGAAAAGAUUCUGAACUAGAUAAACCCAUACCCUCUUCUGAAUAUUAUAUAGGGUUGACUUCCAUGAAAGUGAACGGAAAGAUGGUGGCUUUGAACAGAUCACUAUUGGCCAUUAAUGGUAAGACUGGUUCUGGGGGGACCAAGAUCAGCACUGUUGUGCCAUACACGAAGUUACAGAGUUCUAUUUACAAGGCUUUAAUUUUGGCUUUUUUGAAGGAAGCAGCUUCAUCUGCUUUCAAUCUUACUACAACAAAGCCUGUUAAGCCAUUCAGUGUCUGCUACCUUGCGAGUGCUGUUAAGAACACACAAAUGGGACCCGCUGUACCAAUAAUAGAUCUUGUGUUGGAUAGACCAAAUGUGGUUUGGAAGAUUUUUGGAUCGAAUUCUAUGGUGAGGAUUACGAAGAAAAGAGUUGACCUUUGGUGCCUGGGUUUUAUGGAUGCUGGGGUCAAUACAAAGGUAUCAAAUUGGAUUGGAGGUCCAUCUAUAGUGAUUGGAGGCUAUCAAUUGGAGGAUAACAUGCUAAAAUUCGAUCUACAGUCAAAGAAAUUGGGAUUCAGCUCAUCAAUUUUGUCAGUAGGGACAAAUUGUGCCAAAUUCAAAUUUUCCACCAAAUGAUUGUAAACUGAUGAUGUGUAAAUAACAUCAUGUUCGUUAUGCGUUCUUGGAUA
Messenger RNA from Populus euphratica (Euphrates poplar), 1499 nucleotides. RefSeq names its product basic 7S globulin-like. Gene Ontology annotation, molecular function: aspartic-type endopeptidase activity. Gene Ontology annotation, biological process: proteolysis. NCBI's taxonomy places the organism in Eukaryota, Viridiplantae, Streptophyta, Magnoliopsida, Malpighiales, Salicaceae. Bases 100 to 1446 code for a protein of 448 amino acids. The transcript has a single exon. The record is from RefSeq and is a predicted model, not a curated record.